AGCAUGUGUGGCUAAUGCUUACGUCGGAAUCCGAGGAUAAAUUUGCGCAUGGCGAAUGAUGCACGAUAUAAAGCAUGCGCUCGGAUGCAGCUCGGGCACUAUCGAAACCCUCCACAUUUUCAAGCUCUCGAUUUGCGACGAGGUGACGAAGUUCUCUGUCCUGUAUACACCUUCUUCGCCACGACUUCUCCCAUGCUACAAUACGGGGCUGUACCAAUAUUAUGCGAUGCUCUGGAAGAUGGCAACUUCGACCCGGCUAAGAUUUCGAGACGGGCCAUGUCUAGGACGAAGGUGGUCAUCGUCACACAUUUGUGAAUUUCCUUGCCAAAUGCGAGGAUUGUGGGUAAUUCUCAAAAGAUGAUAGGAACCUGUCGUGAAAUAGAGGCCUGGUCGCUGCAGGCUAAGAACAUUUUCGGUGGACAGGCAGGGGUCAUGGCCAUGAACUCGAACGAUUAUUACUGUCGCUCUAUCCUCCACGGGCACUUCAACAAGCGGGCGAAACAGGAAGUUCCGGAGGAUCACUCUCUGUGCAAGGUUUGGUGCGAGUACUUGCAGGUAUCUUGUUCCCUUCUUGGGAAUAACCGGACUGGGCCUUAACAUGUGAGCCCAUCCCUUGCCUAUCAACCCCUCAAACCAACAACUUGAUGUUCUCUCGG
This is a messenger RNA of Pseudomassariella vexata, 656 nucleotides long. RefSeq lists its product as uncharacterized. Gene Ontology annotation, molecular function: pyridoxal phosphate binding; transaminase activity. The record is from RefSeq and is a predicted model, not a curated record. The transcript is spliced from 3 exons. Lineage: Eukaryota; Fungi; Ascomycota; Sordariomycetes; Amphisphaeriales; Pseudomassariaceae. Gene Ontology annotation, biological process: polysaccharide biosynthetic process. Bases 49 to 315 code for a protein of 88 amino acids.